Messenger RNA from Coccidioides immitis RS, 333 nucleotides. RefSeq lists its product as uncharacterized. The coding region runs from base 1 to 333 and encodes 110 amino acids. The transcript is spliced from 2 exons. NCBI's taxonomy places the organism in Eukaryota, Fungi, Ascomycota, Eurotiomycetes, Onygenales, Onygenaceae. The record is from RefSeq and is a predicted model, not a curated record.
AUGAACAACACUGAGGCUGUGAAGAGGAUGACAGACCAUAAAGAGGAAUGGCUGGGAGCUAUGGGGGAUAAAGCAGUGGUACGGACACCGUCCUAUGGGGCUGUGGUGCAUGGAGUGAGCACCAGAAUGGAGGUCUCAAACAUAACUGAGAUGGAGGACAUGAUACACUGGAACAACCCUAGCCUGGAGAAUGCAAAGAUGUCAUUUAUCCUCUCUUUUAUCGUUUCGGCUGUGGCCAGUCGGGCCUCGCUUGACAAGAAUAAUAGGAUUUCUGGCUUCCUGGCUCUUUCUAAGACCACCAAAAAUGGCUCUUAUUCAUCUUUGAUUUUCUGA